AACUUAAAUAAUUAACCUGAAUAAAGCAAACGUCCGGCAUGUAAUACAACGGCCUAUAAGUCUGAAUGAUAAAAUAAGAUAAGCGAAAUGAUCCCAUUAUUUGUCUAGCAUCAACAUCCGUGUAUAAAUUAGAUUGCUAGAUAACACCUGAAUUCUCUUUGACGUCAUAACUGGACAAGGUGCUGUGGGGGUACGUGAUUUGGCCUUUUUUUUUACAAAUAUAGAACGGGCCUGAUUAUAACGAGCGCGGAUAAGACGGGCGAGAAAAUGGAACACUUUUUUAAAUUUAUGAUCCUGCAUGAUGUUGAAAUGUUUGACAUCUGGGCAUUUACAUAUAUAAUCAGUGUGCUGUGAACGAUAAACGACUUUUUAACAUGUAUAGAAGUUGCACACGCGCGUGUUGAGUUUAUUUUUCUUUUCCAACGUUAUGGAACGUGUUGGAAAAUUCGUCCGCUGGAUUCUGUUCGGAAUUGUGCUGACUCUGUUCUUAUUCCAUCCGGCCGAUUGCAUCCAGCCCGUAGUAGUCAAACACAAUUCCAAAUUGAUUUCGGCGUUGAUCAGAAACCCCAACAAUUGGCCAAGGCGGAAUUUGAAUCCGCACAACGGAAUUCGACCACCUUCCAGAUUAAGAAGAGACAUCCGCAUCGGAUUCACUGAAGAUGUCGACAGAGUUUGCGGUGUGGGCAAUCCGCCGAAUGAUAAUUCCUGGAUGAGGAUCGUCGGCGGAGUGGAGACGGCACCCAACGAGUUUCCAUGGCAGGUGUUUCUCGUCCUGGAAAGAGCCAAUCACCAACUCUUCUCGUGUGGUGGCAGUUUGAUCAGCGACAGGUGGAUCCUCACCGCCGCCCACUGUCUAGAAAAUGUCGCUAUCGUUUACGUCACUUUGGGGGCCCACAAUGUCGAUAACGACAAAGAAAUCCACCAGGAAAAUUACAGGAGCCGCGAUUACUACAUCCAUCCCGACUGGGACUCCAACACUCUUCAAGGUGACAUCGGUCUCAUCCGGCUUCCGCAAUCCAUCGACUUUUCAGAUUACAUUCGGCCGAUUUGUUUGGACAGCCCGUCCGAGUCUCUCAACGAUUACGUGGGUGAAACUGUCGUUCUCACCGGAUGGGGUCUAUACAGUGACGAAGGUGGCGCCACGAGUUCAGUCCUUCGCAAAACGUCGGCCGAAGUGAUCACGAACGACGAGUGUUACGAGCAGUACGAGAGCGUCAUCACCGACGACAUGAUGUGCACCAGCACGGCCAAUCACCACGGCACCUGCAACGGCGACAGCGGCGGUCCGAUGCAUUUGGAAAUGGCCGACGGCAGUUGGAAACAGAUCGGGAUCGUUUCGUUCGGCUCCAAUUUGGGCUGCGAAAAAGGUUACCCCAACGGAUUCACGCGGGUCAGCUCGUUCGCCACUUGGAUCCAGAACACGACGGCCCAGAUGAGUAACACGGCCGUCCAGAUGAAGCAGCCGGCCGUCACUACUAUGCUGUGGCUGGCUCUCUUAUCAGCAUUAGAUUUAACUUCGAUCCUAACUUAAAAUUCACAAUUGUACAUAUAAACGUCUAUCACGAAUAAAAAUCGAUUAA
Daphnia pulicaria is the source of this 1580-nucleotide messenger RNA. RefSeq names its product brachyurin-like. The coding region runs from base 428 to 1531 and encodes 367 amino acids. Gene Ontology annotation, biological process: proteolysis. The transcript has 6 exons. The record is from RefSeq and is a predicted model, not a curated record. Gene Ontology annotation, molecular function: serine-type endopeptidase activity. NCBI's taxonomy places the organism in Eukaryota, Metazoa, Arthropoda, Branchiopoda, Diplostraca, Daphniidae.